GUGGCUCGGCGAGCAGCGAGCUCGGGGCAGCGGAGGGGCCGCGAGGAGAGUCCCCGAGGGCGGCCGCCGGCAGCGGGGAGUCCCCGGUGCUGUCGGGGCCACCGUCGGCGGGUGGCGGCGAUGGGCAGCUUGAGGGGGCCCGGUGGGGCCGCCGUGCGUGCGGUGCUGUCGGUGGCCGCCGGGCUGCUGGCGUGCGGCGUGGCCAGCGAGUACGACUAUGUCAGCUACCAGUCAGACCUGGGCCCUUACCCUGGCGGGCGCUUCUACGCCAAACCCCACCAGUGCGUGGCCAUCCCCCCCGACCUGCGGCUGUGCCACAGCGUGGGCUACGACAAGAUGGUGCUGCCCAACCUGCUGGACCACGAGACCAUGGCCGAGGUGAAGCACCAGGCGAGCAGCUGGGUGCCACUGCUCAACAAGAAUUGCCAUAUGGGCACCCAGGUCUUCCUCUGCUCCCUGUUUGCCCCUGUCUGCCUGGACCGGCCGGUCUACCCGUGCCGCUGGCUCUGCGAGGCCGUGCGUGACUCCUGCGAGCCUGUCAUGCAGUUCUUUGGCUUCUUCUGGCCAGAGAUGCUCAAGUGUGACCAGUUUCCCCAGGAUGACGUCUGCAUUGCUAUGACAGCUCCCAAUGCCACCGAGGUCUCCAGGCCCAAAGGAACCACCGUGUGUCCCCCUUGUGACAAUGAGAUGAAGUCAGAGGCCAUCGUGGAGCACCUGUGUGCCAGCGAGUUUGCUCUGAAGAUGACCAUAAAGGAAGUGAAGAAGGAGAACGGGGACAAGAUGAUCAUUCCACGGAAGAGGAAGGCGCUGAAGCUGGGGCCCAUCCGCAAGAAGAACCUGAAGAAGCUGGUGCUGUUCCUAAAGAAUGGGGCAGACUGUCCCUGCCACCAGCUGGACAACCUCAGCCACUACUUCCUCAUCAUGGGCCGCCAGGUGAAGACCCAGUACCUGCUGACAGCCAUCUACAAGUGGGACAAGAAGAACAAAGAGUUCAAGAAGUUCAUGAAGAAGAUGAAAUCGCCCGACUGCCCCACGUUCCCGUCCGUGUUCAAGUGAUGCCCUGGCUGCAGGAGGGAGGGAGAGCCCCUCCCUGGACCUGCCCAGGUGGGCACAGCGGCUCCAUCUCGCUGCUCUGCUGCAGGGAUGCUGGAGCCCAGCCCUCCUGCUCCUCCAUCCUGCUCCUCACAGCUCCCUCAGCCCUUCCAAAGCUUGGCCUGAUGGCCUGGGCACGUGCUGCAAGCAGUGGCUGAGCUCACACACCAUUUCUGACUGCAUUGGUAAAGACCUGUUAUUGUACAGAUAUUGCAAUAGCAGCUGUCAGGUGAAGAGGGCGAGCAGAGGGCUGGGAGGUGAUGUUAAGAGCUUGCAUGCUUGCAGAAAGGACCCUCAUGGACCACAUCACUCCCAUCUUCAUGGCUGCAGGAUUGCCCUGAAUUCCUGUAGGAACCAGAGCUGGCUGAUUAGACAGAGAUCCUAUCUUCAUGAUCAAAGUUAAUAAAUGAGUAGUGGAGAACCCAUUACAACCUCUGAUAAGAAUUCCUAAUAGCUAAUUGCCCUCACUGUAAAAACAUCCCCAUUAUAGUCUUAACCUGUUUAGUUUAAGCCUUACCCCUGGUUCCUUGUGGUGCCUUGUUGGGCUGGAGCCCUCCCUCACCAGCAUCUCUUGUGAUGUCCCCCUGGGUGCCUGCCUUGGCAUCUGCUGUGCCAGCUGAGCCCCUGGCAGCCUUUGAGCCCCCUCACUGUGCAGUGUGUUGGUGCACUGGCAUGGGGAGCAGGGGCAGAGGGGGCUCUGUGCCUCCACCUGUGCCUUUGGCCUUGAGCAGGCCCCAUCUCAGCAGUGACCAGCUGAGAUCCCCCUGCCUGGGCUGAGAGAGAUCUUCCUGGGCUGAGAUCCCUUCCUGGGCUGAUUCCCCACCUGGCCUGAGAGAAAUCCCCAUCCUGGGCUGAGAGAGUUCCCCUACGUGGGCUGAGAUCCCUUUCCUGGGCUGAGAUCCCUUUCCUGGGCUGAGAUCUCUUCCUGGGCUGAGAUCCCCUAGCUGGGCUGAGAGAAAUCCCCUUCCUGGGCUGGGAUCCCCUGCCUGGGCUGAGAUCCCCAUCAUGGACUGAGCUCCCCUUCUUGGGCUGAGAUUCCCCUUCCUUGGCUGAGAGAGAUCCCCAUCCUGGGCUGAUUCCCCACCUGGGCUGAGAUCCCCAUCCUGGGCUCAGAUCUCCUUGCUGGGCUGAGAUCCCCCUUCCUGGGCUGAGAGAGAUUCCCCUCCUGGACUGAGCUCUCCUUCCUGGGCUGGGAUCCCCUCCUGGCUGUGGCAUUUCCCCUGCACAGCUGAGUUCCCCUGAGCUGCUGCUGCCCAGACCUGUCACUCCAUUUCAAGCCCAAGCAAAGGUUCAGUUUCUGCCCUGCCUGAGGCUUUGGCUGGGGGGAGCUCAUGGCCAGCUCCUCCAGCUUGUGAUACUCCUCACUUUAUACCAGUGAUGUUUUUAUAGCUCCUUUAGGCUGCUGGCAAAGUACCAGAGAGCACAAGGCCAAGGACUUUUCCCUAUGGAGCCCCACAGGGAAUGUAUCAUCCCCAUCUCCCCCCUUUGCUGUGGGACCCCAGUCUGGGGUUUUGUCUGUUUGAUCUGUGACAACUUGGCUCUCUAUCAUUAUGUCUUUUGUGCCCUAAUUGAAAUGUCAUGUUUGUAUGAUUUCAAAUAGUUUAUGAAAGACAAAGAAUAUCUUACCCAAAUGAUUACAUUUAUCGACCAAGCUGAAAUUCAUUAUUCUGUUAAUUGGACUGGUUCUCUUUUUCAUAGACCCAUACCACUCUGUAUUCAUUAUCCUUCCUCCUUCCAUUUAGUAUUCUCAUCCAUCACCAAUACUCUGGGAGAAUGCAUAUCUGAUGUCUGAGAUAAUCCUGUUGUAUCACAGUUAAGUGAAAUAACAAAUCCUCAUUUUUGAGGUUUGAACCAAACCCCCUCAAAACUGGUAAAUUAAUUAUUCCUUAGCCUGGGAUUGGUGCUUAUUUCCCACAUGGGGACAGAGCCAUGGACUUGGUUGUAGAAGAAUUCCAUUGACAAGCCAAGUACUCUGAGGAAUGAUGUUUCACAGCUAACAGAGAGAUGGAUUUAGGAUGUGAACUUUAUGUAGAGUCCCCUUAGGUUGUCUUAGACCACCAUUUGUAGUAGUGUUGUUUCUUUAUUGCAAAAUUAAUCAUUGUAGAUAAUGUGCUUUAUUAGUGAAGUAAAGAAAUAAAUAAACCAUGGCCUUUAACAUCA
Messenger RNA from Zonotrichia leucophrys gambelii, 3252 nucleotides. It is a transcript of the gene SFRP1, whose product is annotated as secreted frizzled related protein 1. Gene Ontology annotation, molecular function: Wnt-protein binding. Gene Ontology annotation, biological process: canonical Wnt signaling pathway; non-canonical Wnt signaling pathway. The record is from RefSeq and is a predicted model, not a curated record. The coding region runs from base 121 to 1056 and encodes 311 amino acids. The transcript has 3 exons. NCBI's taxonomy places the organism in Eukaryota, Metazoa, Chordata, Aves, Passeriformes, Passerellidae.